Messenger RNA from Cetraspora pellucida, 1230 nucleotides. The record is from the annotation of a GenBank genome assembly. NCBI's taxonomy places the organism in Eukaryota, Fungi, Glomeromycota, Glomeromycetes, Diversisporales, Gigasporaceae.
AUGGAUCUGCUACUAGAAAAUGGUUAUUAUGCAAGCUUUUUAGGAUAUUUUAAGAAUGAACAUGGUGAUGAAAGAGAUUUUCUUCUAAAGCAAUAUAAGGAAGUUAUUUCUGGAAAUGAUGUAAAAGAACUUCAAUUAGUUUUUGAAACUGUAUUAACCCUAAAGAACAAUUAUUUACAAUCUAAAGACACCACAAAUGAUAAGAUUUUAUUAGCGAGUUGGCAAUAUCUCUACAAGCUAUUUAUUGAUCAUAUAAAUUCAGUAGAAUAUAAUAAUGACAUCAAAUACUUUGAUCCUAUUAAAAGUAGCGUAAUAUGUGUAGAUAUUCUGGACCCUCAAUUAAAGAAAAAAUUGUCAAAAAAUGACUUGGAUAAUUUAUUAGAAAAAUUAUCUAUUCCAAUCAAUGAUUCUAAUGCUUUACAUAUAAAGAGCUAUGUAGAUGAUAUUCCAAAUUGGUAUACUGGUUUAAAUACUGCACUGUUAUGCAAUAAUUCAAAAAAGUCAAAAAUUUCUUCAAAUUGUAGUCAUGAAGAAAAAAUACAAUGUGAAAUAUAUCAAACUAUUUUGAACCAUAUUGGUGAGAUAACAUCUACUAGAUCUACUCAAAGAAAAUGCCUUUAUAAAUUAUUUGGAUUAAAUAAGAAGAAAAGUACAAUAGGUUGCCAUUGUGAUUUAAUUUUAUGUGAUCAAUAUGAUUAUGUACAUUUGGUUGGUGAAGUGAGUGAACCACCCUCAAAAAAACUUUCAAAUAAAGAAAGAUUUGAUCUUGAAAAAACAAUAGAAACAUCUGUUCUUGAUCAUAUGAUGCAACAAAUUUAUUGUUCAAGACUUCUAAACUGGGCUAAGAUCUUUUUGAACAAAAAGAUUAUGGAUAAAGUAGAUUUUCUACAAUUUUUAUUCACUGUUUAUGAAUUAAUCGUUGCCAUUGCUAAAAAUGCAAAUAAAAUGGACAAGUUGAUGAACAAGCUUUCAAGAAAGAAGCAAGAAUGGAAGGCCAAUAAUAUUAAUACUGACUUUGACUUUUUGACAAUAAGUGAUGCUGAAAAAAAAUUGGUCUUAUUACAAGCAAUUACUUUAUCAACUCCAUCAUCUUCACUAUUAAGUGAUGAUGCACCCAAUUCUCUAAAAGCAUCAAUACAUGUUUUUGCUAUUGACAUCAUUCUUCAUACAUCAGAACAUUUGACAAUAUAUGCUGAUAAUGAUGAUUUAAUUCCUAAUAUUAAAAUUUAA